Messenger RNA from Amyelois transitella, 1110 nucleotides. RefSeq names its product homeobox protein Hox-B7-A-like. Gene Ontology annotation, cellular component: nucleus. The coding region runs from base 1 to 1110 and encodes 369 amino acids. The record is from RefSeq and is a predicted model, not a curated record. NCBI's taxonomy places the organism in Eukaryota, Metazoa, Arthropoda, Insecta, Lepidoptera, Pyralidae. Gene Ontology annotation, biological process: anterior/posterior pattern specification; negative regulation of transcription by RNA polymerase II. The transcript is spliced from 2 exons. Gene Ontology annotation, molecular function: RNA polymerase II cis-regulatory region sequence-specific DNA binding; DNA-binding transcription factor activity, RNA polymerase II-specific.
AUGUAUAUGCCUCCUAAUGGGAGUUGUGUGACUAGUGUGCCUAAUGCCUAUCCCAAUGGACUUAACAAGUGCGCGAAUAUACAACCAGAAGUGACCGUGAAAUUGGAAACAGGCAAUGAAAGCAAUUAUAUUUCCGGGUCGAUACAUGAUAACAAUAAACUGCAAAGUAUAAAUUAUGUAUGUCAACCAUAUUAUAAUGGAUAUGAUCACCGAAUGUACCCAGAACUUAUAAAUAAUACAACAGAAAUGGGACCAAUAAUAGCGCCGAAUACAGCAGACUGCCAAUUUGGGACACCAUCACCACUAAGCUCCUCUCCUGAAUUAAAUCCAGCCUCUCCUCUAAAUGGUAAUACUUUUCAGUCAAAUUCCGAAGCAAACAAUAUUAUAGCGGUUCCUAAUGGUGAUCAAUACCACGAUAUGGAUGAAGUUUUAUUCUACUUAAACGAAUUGGGAACGAAUGGGAGAUCUUCCCAAAACAAUUCAACACAAUUUCACGGUGAUGUCAUCAAAGUUCAAAAUACCGUGGCGGAUAUCAAAGACUCACCGGGUGUCAAUUCAGCACAGCUCUGUCAGGACGUGACGAGGGAAUCCACAGGCGGGUAUGAUCCGGAUCACAGUAAAAAGAUGGCAGCUGGCACAGGCGACAACAUCGUAUAUGAUUGGAUGAAAGGUGCCGGUGGUGAUAAAAAGAAAGGAGCAAAACGAACGCGACAAACUUAUACAAGACAUCAAACGCUGGAGUUAGAAAAGGAGUUUCACUUCAGCAAUUAUGUCAACAGAGGCAGGCGUGCUCAAGUUUCAAAAGCGGUAGGGUUAACGGAAAGACAAAUCAAAAUUUGGUUCCAAAAUAGACGAAUGAAGGCUAAAAAAGAUGGCAAUUUAAACACCUCACCUGACCCGAACGCGAUUAGUGGAAAUAUAGGUUUGGCCAAGAUUCAAGAAUCCAGACAUCAGGCUACCGGUCAUUUCUGCAGGGGUAAAUAUGAUCACAUCGCGACAAUGCCAAACAACAUGCCUACAAAUAUGCCUCAAAAUUACACCAUGCCACUUUAUGGCAAUAUGAUGCCUGAAAUCAGAACGAUGCAAAAUUCUUCUGUAAAUUUGUAUUGA